Spirodela intermedia is the source of this 2680-nucleotide messenger RNA. Lineage: Eukaryota; Viridiplantae; Streptophyta; Magnoliopsida; Alismatales; Araceae. The record is from the annotation of a GenBank genome assembly.
AUGGGAUCUGCAGAUGUCACCGAGUCUCAGUUCACCUCAGACUAUGCUCACGGACCUCCAUGGGUGUUCAAAGGCAGGCAAGACACACGCUGCUUCAAGUUUUUACUGAUGUUUCUAAAGCCCGUUUUGACCCAUGGAUUGACGAUUGCAGUGUCAAUUUUCUAUAUUUUCUCAGAGCGCUCUAUCAGCUUCAUCUCGUGAAGAAAGAAAUCGCCUGUAAGUUAAUCCCUAAAGAGCUGAAACUGGUGGAAGCAUUUGGGUAAGGGCCUUCACAAUGCAAUGCUUUCUCCUUGGGUCUUCGAAAGUCACAUCGCUUUGGAGAUUCUUUUUCCUCAUCGGUCGGAAGUUUACCUUCUUGCUUGCUUUUGAACACAAGCAUCCAUAUUGCAGAUACACGCUCGGUGGUCUGUUUCUUGCUCACUAUGAUGCCAGCCCAGCUGGGGUAUUUGACGAGGUUGGCCAUGUUUGACUGGUUUUAUCGUUAUUUUUGCCCAAAUAGUCAGCUAAAUGGAUAAGUUGUCUGGUGAGAGUAGUACUCAUGGGAUAUACCAUCUGUAUUUCUUAGACAUAGGGAAUUUGUGCAGUAUGCAGCGCAUGACUCGAUUGCCCUCCUGGUUUGAUUCUCUUGUUAUUCGGUAAGUUAUGAGAGAUUAUAACUGACUCAAGAUUGCGCUGUUCUGUCUCUGUUCCCAGCUCGUGGUCAUUUCAGGCAUCGUGUGGAAUCCUCCAACCUCAUGCGCGUACGUUUCUUUAUUAUGCCUAUUAUUUUCCAAAUGUCCGCGGUCAUGAUAUAUACAGGCAUUUUUCAUCUUUGGAGUUGAGCUGAUUUUUGAUAAAUGGUAUUGGAAUUUCUUUCUGAUAGAUGGGCGACCAGGGUUCUAGUCAGUAGUCAUGAAGCAUGCCGGCAUGGAAGAAAGGUGGGACACAGGAGGAUUUCUCAUCAGAUGUUGCCAUCUGUUUGACCCUUGUGUAUGUGAUUUUCGCUUUCUUACAGGAAAUAGGACUUCCAAGCCAUUUUGCUGAAUUUUCAAAGGUAAAAUUCGAUAGAAAUAUAUGCUUCUCAUACACUUCGCAAGGGCUAUUUGAUGCACAUUCGUUAUGUGGACGAGUGAUUGAGCCUAGAGCUUCGGAUGCAUUUUCUUUUGGAUUGUCGCAUGAGCCUUUCAUUAGAAAAAUGUAUCGAUUAGUUUGAAAUUUUAGACAAGUCACCAUUUCUGAAAAUCAGAUUCACAUGAUAACUUAUUAUGAGAUAGUAUGCCUUGACUCGCAACUGGGUUCACAUGAACGGAAUCCUCUGUGCGCCAGGAAUAUGAAUCCGCGCCAUUUUAAUGAUGACAGUCAUCAUGGAAAAAACUAUUGAGUAGAAUUCCAUGUAUAUGCUAAGAAUAUGCAUCUGUCUUCGUUUUUGGACUAUGAAAAUUCUUCAGACAAUCAUCAUGGUGGAGACUACGGUUAUAAUGCACAGUACUAAAUGUAUUGCGGCAUGCAACUGAGAACCAAUAGGCAAUAAGUGAACUGAGAACAAAUAGGCAAUGAGUGAACUGAGCCCUUGUAUGUAGUCACAUUUUAAUCUUUGUGGUAGCCAGUAAUGAGGCCAUCUUCAUCACCUUACAGAAGCUGGAAGACAGCGCGUGCAGAUUCACCCGUUGUAUCGGCAUUCUGAUGUCAAUAUUUCCAUCUAUUUCUCGUUGAGAGAGAAUGCCUAACAACAUGGUGUCCUUCGUCAGUGCAGUCUACAGAGAGCUUACAGAGACCUAGAAAGAAAGGCAGAGGAGCCCUGGGUUUGGUUAAACCCGGCUCUGCCUUUUCUAUCCCAGAAACUCGUCCAGGGACCCAGGUGAGCGAGUUCAGGGAUGAUGCUGCAACUCCCCUUUGUAACAUUACCCUGCCUCUCGGUGGUGAGUGAGGUUUUCCUCUGUGGAUCAUUUUAGUUCAGUUUGAAAUGCGGAGUUCAUAGAUGGGAAAUCCCAUUCUUUCUGAUUUGCAAUUGUUUUCAUUUCUCGGGCGACGAGCUUGGUGGCGGCAGUGCUCGAAGCUAGAGAGGACAAAAGAUGGAUGGGGCCCGUGAUCAAGUUCUCUCUUCCGAGUUUCAGGUCAGAUUCUCGCCACCCACUUUGAGAUAUGAAAUUGCCGGUUGCUCUGAGCGAUCGAUCUUUGACGGCUGAUGUUCUGCUGCAUGAAAUGAUUACAGCGGCAGAACCGUGCAUAAUCCUCUCCUCCUCAAGUACUCGUGCCAUGUGAAGUGCAGGUCUGUUUCUCCUUCUCUCAAUCUCAAGCAUAGCGUACGAGGGGAGUGGGGGAAGGGGGGGCGGAUCUAUGUUAUUGUUGUCUGGUCCGUGGUGGCCUCCUUGGCUGAUUUGGUAGGGUGUCGCCUUCCUAUGUGAUCUUGGCGGAGGGCACGGGCACGAGUACCUGAGAAGCUUGAGAUCAAAGCUUGUUAGCAGCGGCAUAUUUUUGGUGCAGGGUGCGACCGGUGGAGCCCGCCAGGCUGUACGCUCCGGGGAGCGGGAAUCGGAACGACGGCGAAGAAGGGAAAUCCGCUCAGCCCGCCGGCGACGAGGCUUCUCGAAGCCUCGGGGUCUCCGUGCUACUGUCCAAACCCAUCCUGGCUCUCGAGUUCAGUUCGCUCGAGAUGCGGGUCGGAGCGCCUUCGGUUGUUGGCGGACCUCCUGCGGGUUGA